AGUGUGGACGUUUGUAAUGCUGGGGCUGGGAUUGAAAAGACCGGAUGGAGCGGCCGAUGCACCAGACUACGAUUGGUAUUCAUGCACGCCGAGGAUGAUCAGACCAUGCCUUGGAACCAGACCGAGGAGUUGUUUAGAUCGACACUUGCGGCUGCGACAAAAGCCACCCCAGACGCGUCUCACAGCAACCUCAAAGCCGUUGAUCUGGGCGAGGCCGGCAGACACGAAACUUGGGUGUCUGAUGCGAUUCGUGUCGAGAAACUGGUCGCUAAAUAUGGAGGUCAUAACACUUUCUUAACCUUGGCGCCCAUUUCGCUAGCCAUCCUCCAACUAUUCGGGCUCGCGGCAGAGACGGCGCGCUUGUAGUAGUCUUGUCUUGGACAGUACGUAAACCCCUGACGCCGAACAUCGUUGGCACCAAGCCAAGCAAGUCGGGUGCGUCAUAUGACCCGGAAAAGGUGGUCCGCCUUGGUUUGCGUACA
This is a messenger RNA of Dothidotthia symphoricarpi CBS 119687, 482 nucleotides long. RefSeq lists its product as uncharacterized. The transcript is spliced from 3 exons. NCBI's taxonomy places the organism in Eukaryota, Fungi, Ascomycota, Dothideomycetes, Pleosporales, Dothidotthiaceae. The record is from RefSeq and is a predicted model, not a curated record. The coding region runs from base 82 to 366 and encodes 94 amino acids.